Messenger RNA from Acipenser ruthenus (sterlet), 3826 nucleotides. Its product is annotated as zinc-binding protein A33-like. Bases 328 to 1563 code for a protein of 411 amino acids. The transcript is spliced from 2 exons. Gene Ontology annotation, molecular function: zinc ion binding; protein binding. The record is from RefSeq and is a predicted model, not a curated record. NCBI's taxonomy places the organism in Eukaryota, Metazoa, Chordata, Actinopteri, Acipenseriformes, Acipenseridae.
UUGGCAAUUUGCCAUGCAGUUUGUUCCUGCAUAUAGAGCCACGUAUGUUUCUUUGCUUAGUUUUUAUUAUAGCUGGAUGGAGUCACUGUCGUGAUUGUUUAAAUGUUUCUUUUACUAUUCUCAUUGUAAAAGUGAUAUUCUUAUAUUACUAUUAAAAUGUAAUCAAUGCAACAUUUUUUGAAAAGUCAUGUGAACAGAAUGUCCUCUUUCAGUGACAGUGUGUAACAGUUUCACUUUCACAAGGAAAGUGAAACUGUUCUUUGACCUUCUUUUACAGUGUCAGGCAGACAUCUUAGUGAGCAGGGAAGGCACUAACUUUCUUUAAGAAUGGCAGAUAAGUCGUUAUUGUUAACCCUGAAACAUGAGCUUUCCUGUGGUGUGUGCUGUGAGAUUGUCAAGGAUCCUGUAACUCUUCACUGUAACCACAGCUUCUGUAAAGCAUGUCUGGAUCCGUGCUGGAAAGAGAAAGAAACUCGGGUGUGUCGAGUGUGCAAGAGAAGGUCCUCACUGGAGGAUCUAUUCAUCAAUUUCACACUGAAGAAUAUUGCAGAGUCGUACCUUAUGAGCCAGAAAUCCUCACCAACUAUUGAAAUGGUUUGUAGGAAGCAUCAAGAAAAACCAAAGCUGUUCUGUAUGGAUGAGGAAAAGGCAAUCUGUGUUGUUUGUCAAGCUUCAAAAGAACAUACAAGUCAUAAAGUGAUACCGAUCGAAGAAGCUGUGCUGGAAUAUAAGAUGCAGUGGUGUUCACAUGCAGUGGUGUUCGUGUGUUCAGAUGCAGUGGUGUUCAUGUGUUCAGAUGCAGUGGUGUUCGUGUGUUCAGAUGCAGUGGUGUUCGUGUGUUCAGAUGCAGCGGUGUUCGUGUGUUCAGAUGCAGCGGUGUUCGUGUGUUCAGAUGCAGUGGUGUUCGUGUGUUCUGAUGCAGCGGUGUUCAUGUGUUCUGAUGCAGCGGUGUUCGUGUGUUCAGAUGCAGCGGUGUUCGUGUGUUCAGAUGCAGUGGUGUUCGUGUGUUCAGAUGCAGUGGUGUUCGUGUGUUCUGAUGCAGUGGUGUUCGUGUGUUCAGAUGCAGUGGUGUUCAUGUGUUCUGAUGCAGUGGUGUUCGUGUGUUCAGAUGCAGUGGUGUUCGUGUGUUCAGAUGCAGCGGUGUUCGUGUGUUCAGAUGCAGCGGUGUUCGUGUGUUCUGAUGCAGUGGUGUUCGUGUGUUCAGAUGCAGCGGUGUUCGUGUGUUCUGAUGCAGCGGUGUUCGUGUGUUCUGAUGCAGUGGUGUUCGUGUGUUCUGAUGCAGUGGUGUUCGUGUGUUCAGAUGCAGUGGUGUUCAUGUGUUCUGAUGCAGCGGUGUUCGUGUGUUCAGAUGCAGUGGUGUUCAUGUGUUCUGAUGCAGUGGUGUUCGUGUGUUCAGAUGCAGUGGUGUUCAUGUGUUCAGAUGCAGUGGUGUUCGUGUGUUCAGAUGCAGUGGUGUUCGUGUGUUCUGAUGCAGUGGUGUUCAUGUGUUCUGAUGCAGUGGUGUUCAUGUGUUCAUUAUUCAUAUAUCUGUACUUUGCAUCUGUGUCUUCAUUUAAAGUAUAGGAACCCCUUUCAUAUUUACUAGAUUAUAUUUCCUGUUUUUCAAAUGUCAGAAAAAUCCAAAAUUGUUAACCAAAGAAUUAGGGGUGGAGAUAUACCUCAAAACAAAUUUAAUAUUUCAGAUGUUCAAGACGAUAUAGGAUAUUUAUCACAGUAUAUUUAACAUUCAAAUUAAGGUAUAUUUAAUUUUUAUGUUUUUUGCAAUUGUAUGUUAAAAUAAAGCUAGAACUAAUUUUAAAAGCUGCUUUUAUAUAAUACUACAGCCCCAAAUGCUUCUAAUACAGUGCGUUUAAAUCAUUCGCAAAACAGAACAUGCUUUACUUUCAAAGCUUUUUCUCAUGUUGGGCCAUGACUGAAAAACACACGCAUACAUGUUAUCAUAAGAAGUUACUUACUGUUUAUACAUGGGUGCAUGUAACAUACAACAACAGAAACACAAUUAAAUAUAGUUUAAUAUUCAAUAUUAAAAGUACGUCAUGUUUAAUAUAGCUAGUGAAGCCAGGGCAAGUGAAAGUGAAACAGCACAGGGCACCUGGUCUAAGGCUGCUUUUAACACUAGUUAAACAUACUCUAAAUAACACAAAGAUGGGUACAUUCACACUUAAUAAAAUAAGGCAAAUGUCUUACUGCUAGCAAGGUGAAGCCUGUGUCCAAAACACUGGAUUCUAUACAUCAGGUACAUUGAACAUAAUUAAAAUGAACCUUUGUUAAAAGUUUAACGUGACGUCUGAUUGAUUAAAGGGUUGACUUGACAUUCAAUCCAAUAAUAGGCGUUCUGGAAUUAAAAAUUGAAAUAAUCGACUGCAUGACAAAUAUGAAUCUGUACCAUCUAUUGAUUGCCACAUGAAGUUCAUUUUCAGUUCGCGCCAUGCGCAAGAUAAGAUAAAGAAAAAAAACAAAAAACGAUGUCAUUUAUUUGCUUUUAUCGUCAUUAAAAAAAUACCAGUAACAACAACAAUACCGCUUAUCACCCAACCCUACAAAGAAUAUCAUGUGUGUACUUUUUAUACCUCUUCAGUGAAGAGGCUACAGAUUGGGGAGGAAGGGAGCAGGGAGCUGAUUCAGUGUGUAAUAAAACAUUCAGAGAUCUGGGUACAAAGAGGCUUUACAAAUCAGACAACUAGACCCGAGGGGUCCAAAGUGUAAAGUCAGGACAGUUAUACAGUAUAUGCAAAGUGUAAAGUCAGGACACAGUUAUACAGUAUAUGCAAAGUGUAAAGUCAGGGCACAGUUAUACAGUAUAUGCAAAGUGUGAAGUCAGGGCACAGUUAUACAGUAUAUGCAAAGUGUAAAGUCAGGGCACAGUUAUACAGUAUAUGCAAAGUGUAAAGUCAGGGCACAGUUAUACAGUAUAUGCAAAGUGUAAAGUCAGGACACAGUUAUACAGUAUAUGCAAAGUGUAAAGUCAGCACACAAUUAUACAGUAUAUGCAAAUAAAAUGGAAGAUUGAUAUGUACUUUCUUUGCACACUAUGAACGUUCAUGGAGUGUUCUGGUAAUACAACAUGUAUGUUUAAACCUCGCUGUACAUUUAACAGCUGAAUUGAGAGAAUGGCUUUCUAGAUCAAGCUCUGCAUCUGUUUAGCAGCGUGGCAUGAUUUGGAACUGAGCGAUUCGCCCGGCCAUUCUGUCAUCGGAUCUGAAUGAAUGUAAGAGACCUGGCAGCAUGCAUGGAACCCAACUCAGAGUAACAAACCCUUAUCACUAUGAUUAAUAAUAUGCCUUUCCAUUUGGAUUACUGUAAAUAAACAGAUCUGCAGUAAAAACCUGAACUGAAAAUCACUACAGGGCCUGGCCAUGCUUACUGGCUGGUAAGAGCAGGUUUUACUCUGCAUGUAAUCCUAAAUACAUCACAUUUAGUGAGACAAAACAAUGAAAAUGAAAUGAGUGAAUAAAUAAGGUAAGCGACAUGACCGUUCCAUAUAGAAGAAAUGCAAUGCAGAUUUUAUUUUUAACAAACAAACAAACCCAUUUUGACCCUGACAGGCCCAGCCAGCGUUUACUGCAGGUCUAGUAUCAGUAACAGGACAAGCUGCUCAGUGCUGGUGCCCACAUGGCAGACCAGUGUGUGCUGAUGCUUCCCCUGAGCACUCCUAAAACACCCUGAAACAGCAUUCACACUUCUCCCAGUGUGCUUACUGGACCUAGGGCAGCCGACCAGCAUCUCCCUGAUUCCCAGUGACUAGCAUGUGCUGUGCUGCACUGCCCCCUGCUGUUUUCAACACAAUAUAUACAGUGUUAAAGGUGCAAACUCGUUUUCAAUUGAA